UCCGCAAAAUAACAUAUUCACGGUCACAGAUCACCUUCAUCACCCACCACCAUGCAUUUAUCAAUCUAUAAUUAACACGUAAAAUAGUGAAUAUUGGAAUCCAGAAUCCUCUUCUUCUGUUAAUUAAAGAAACAAGGUAAUGAGUCAUUGGAAAUGGAUUCCUAAUUCCUUGGCGGGCGGAGAAGCAGAGACAGCUCUAUCGCGCUAUGCAACACGCCAAACUGCAUGCCGGCCAAAGUGAAAGCGACAGCAACGGCGACGGAUAUACCUUGUCUUGAUGAAAAUGAAUGAAUGUCAACCUCAUGGCCGAUGAAUGAUACUAAUUACACACUACUUAUUAUCAGGCUAAUAUUAGUUUGUUGGUUGGUUGGUUUCAUACUCGUUCGCAUUGGCACUCAGAUUAGAUUCCCAGCGCAAAGGAACCGUCAACAAACAAUCAAUGGGCUGUGUUCAGUCGAAGGGGACCACGACCUACGCCCCGCCGCGCCACCUCCAGAAGUUGAAACCCGAAAAUGGCCAUGCCUUUAACGUUGACGUUGGCAGACCCAAACAGCCCCUCAAGCAUCCAGACAAGCUGCCCGGAAGAGAAGUAACACAAGUUCAUGCUGCUGCGGCAGCAGCAGCAGAGAGAGAUAUUAUUAGCUUAGAAAGAGAGAUGUUGGUCUCUGAAAAGAAGAAUAUAACCGCCGUAGUCAAGAAGAUCGUUUGUGCAGAUGAUCUGGUUGACGGAUGGCCCAAGUGGCUUGUUGAUCAUGUCCCCAGAGAUGUUUUGGUUGGUUUGGUUCCCAAAAGCGCCGAUUCCUAUCAAAAGCUCGCCAAGAUAGGACAGGGAACUUAUAGCAAUGUGUAUAAAGCUCGAGACAGGGACACUGGAAAGAUUGUUGCCUUAAAGAAGGUUCGCUUCGACACAUCAGAGCCAGAGAGUGUGAAAUUCAUGGCAAGAGAGAUUAUAAUCUUAAGGCAGCUAGAUCAUCCGAAUAUCAUUAAGCUUGAAGGGCUAGCCACCUCAAGAAUGCAAUACAGUCUCUAUUUAGUCUUUGAUUAUAUGCAGUUAGACUUGGCCCGGAUUAUCUCCCGACCUGAGGGGAAACUCACAGAACCACAGGUCAAGUGCUAUAUGCAACAUCUGCUUUCAGGUCUCCAGCAUUGCCAUAAGAGGGGAAUUUUACAUAGGGACAUCAAAGGAUCCAACCUGUUGAUUGACAAAAAUGGGAUGCUAAAAAUUGCAGAUUUUGGGCUAUCAAAUUUUUUCCAUCCUAGAGAAAAACGUCCUCUUACAAGCCGAGUUGUGACGCUCUGGUAUAGGGCUCCUGAACUGCUGCUAGGUUCGACAGAUUAUGGAGUUGGGAUUGAUCUGUGGAGUGCAGGAUGCCUGCUAGCAGAGAUGUUUACUGGAAAGCCAAUUAUGCCUGGUAGGACAGAGGUCGAGCAACUUCACAGAAUCUUUAAGCUAUGUGGAUCACCCUCUGAGGAUUACUGGAAAAGAAUGAAGGCACCAGCAGCCUUUCAACCACCACAACAAUAUCAACCAAGUUUUCUUGAAUCCUUUAAAGACUUUCCUCCCUCUUCGUAUAGUCUCUUAACCGCACUGCUAGCCUUGGAGCCAGCAUCUCGAGGAACUGCUGCUUCUGCUCUCCAGAAUGAAUUCUUUAGUUCAAGUCCAUUGGCGUGCAGCCUUUCAGGUCUACCAGCAAUCAGCAAAGAAGAAGAUGAGCCGGUCACUAGCAAUGUUCUAAAGAAUAAGACUAAAAAGACAAAGCAACGAACUCAAGAAGAUCAUGGAGGCCAUGGACGAAAGGACUCAAUUACUGAACAAGCCAAAGAAGAUUCUGCUCCUUUUAAAGACAAUGCAGAGACAAGCUUCCAAACCCAAGAAAGCUAUACAAGUGCAGGCAGCGGUUGCUCUAGUGGAAAACCAAGGACUGAUCAGGAGAGUCCGCCUCCAACUCCAACUCCAGCUUUUCAUUCUAACCAGAACCGGUACUCAAAAACCCAGGCACAUCCCAAUGCCAUGAAGAACAUAAAGAACUUCCCCAUCUUGCUUGCAUCUCUAGCAGAUACUGGAAAACACAUGACCAUCGAAGACAACAGGCAGCCCCUCAGCCGAAGGUCCUACUCUUCUGUUGAUUUUCGAACAAUUGAUCUUGAGAGUAUAUCAAAACUCUUUCGGAUGCCAGACAAUUAUUAGGCCAAGGGGAAUUACUUCCACUUGGUUCGGAUACUUCCUGCAGUUGUAUGAGGUCCAUGUCCAGCCAUUUCAAUUAGCUCAGAGAUGAAUAAAGAAAUCAGGUUUUGUUUUUAAUUAGUUUGUGCAUGUCUUGUUUACUUGAACCAUACUGGUUUGCUUGUGAAGAAAAUAAUCCUAUCAUGUAGUUUAUAUAUAUUCUGAUUGAUUGGUAGUUGAUUUUGGUAUAACCAACAACAUUUUGGACCCAUGUCUAUUGUUUAUGGGUACCUCAUGGUCAACUUACACUGAUCCUUCAAGCUUGUCAUGGCCAACUAGACCAGACCACAGUAGGCCAUUAUUGCUGCCUCUGUCUGAAUGCUGUGUGUGUGUGUGUAUCAUUGGCUAGAAUAUUAUUGUUACUAUUUAUAUUUUUCACAUACAAAACUAUGAAUACAUUAAUAUCCAUGACCACAUAGCAUGCUCCAAUUCAACAAGAAGACUAUACAGAACAGAACAACAUAUAUAGCCACCCUUUACACAUUUGAUGAGGGAGAGACCUUCCUCUAACCAUGAGAAAGAGACACAUGUAUGCGCGCGCGCGCGUAUAUGGCUCAUGAAUCAUAGAAAUCAUCAGUGAACUUGCUCUUGAUCCACUUGAAGCUGUUUCUCAAGGAUGAUUUGAGCUUGCCUUCCAUGGUGUACAUAUUGUAGGAAGCCACCCUCUUCCUCCUCUUGACCUCAGGAUUGUCAUUGGGGCCAUUGAAGCUGUAAGACUUGGCUCUGUCCUCAAAUCCCAACCUCACCUCUGAGUAAGAACAUGGGUAGUCUGGAAACGAUCUGCUCUUCUCCAUGCCCAUGCCCAAGCCCAACUACUACACCAAGCUCAACAAGAUGAUUCAUACCUUCAAUUCAAUUCAAUCAUCUCUCAUAUAUAGAGAAAUAGGGA
Diospyros lotus (date-plum) is the source of this 3113-nucleotide messenger RNA. RefSeq names its product probable serine/threonine-protein kinase At1g54610. NCBI's taxonomy places the organism in Eukaryota, Viridiplantae, Streptophyta, Magnoliopsida, Ericales, Ebenaceae. Gene Ontology annotation, molecular function: RNA polymerase II CTD heptapeptide repeat kinase activity; cyclin-dependent protein serine/threonine kinase activity; ATP binding. The record is from RefSeq and is a predicted model, not a curated record. The transcript has 7 exons. Gene Ontology annotation, cellular component: nucleus; cyclin-dependent protein kinase holoenzyme complex. Gene Ontology annotation, biological process: positive regulation of transcription elongation by RNA polymerase II; protein phosphorylation. Bases 440 to 2188 code for a protein of 582 amino acids.